Molecule: messenger RNA, 347 nt
Organism: Adineta steineri
Lineage: Eukaryota; Metazoa; Rotifera; Eurotatoria; Adinetida; Adinetidae
Source: the annotation of a GenBank genome assembly
AUGACGACAAUGGAAUCAUCAACAUCAAUAUCAAAUGAAUUGUAUACGGAUAUUAUUCGAAUACAAGUUACUACAGUUCCCUCGGAUUCAAUUAAUACUUCAAUAAUUGGUCUUCAAUCGCCAAUAGUUAUUUUUAUUUGGUUUGAAAUAAUUGCUGCAUGUCUUGUUUAUGGACUUGGUUUUAUUGGUAAUAUAUUUUCAUUAAUCAUAUUUUGUUCAUUAGAUGAAUUUCGUCGAAUUUCAACGGGUUGUUUUUUUCUUUUAACAACAAUAGCGAAUAGUUUUCAUUUAUGGACAUUAACAACAGAAUUUCUUGGUGUUUAUAAUGUAUAUAUCUAUUCUGGUGG